This is a messenger RNA of Mangifera indica (mango), 3408 nucleotides long. Its product is annotated as DNA ligase 1-like. Bases 1480 to 2892 code for a protein of 470 amino acids. The transcript is spliced from 5 exons. NCBI's taxonomy places the organism in Eukaryota, Viridiplantae, Streptophyta, Magnoliopsida, Sapindales, Anacardiaceae. The record is from RefSeq and is a predicted model, not a curated record.
UUCUCUCGUGUCCGGAUCCUUCUUUUUGGAGGUUUCUCUCACCUCUCACCCUCUUAUAAAUACUCUUUCCCAAACUCCAUUGUGGUUUCUCUUCCCUUUGAUAAGGGGUUUUUAAGCCUUUCCCAACAACAUCAAACAAAACCCUUGCUAACUUCGAUUCUUUGAGCAAGAGAUCUCUAAUGAUACCACUCACUCACCUACUCGGACAACUCCUUGUUUUCCUUUAUUGACACGCCCACAUAAACACACUUCCAUUUAUACUAUAAUUUUCUCCCAAUCUUUUAAUGAAGAGUUUUGUUUUCUAUCUUUUUUACCAAAACUGUCUACUUUCUGUCAUACUUAACAAAAUUUUUUAAAAUCCAUAAUUUAUCUUUCAUUAUUCAAUUUAAUUCGAUAACAACUUUUAUUAUGAUUUUCUAUUAAUGUUUUCUCUUUCUUACUUGUGUUUAAUUAUUAGUUUUUCGUCAAACAAUUAUCUAGUUUUAUUAGCAUUUUUUUGGGUUUGAACAAUUGAAAUUACGGUUUUUAAUGACUAGAGGAAUCUGUUGACAUAUUUUGUGUUGCUUCAUUUAUCUAGGGUUUGGUGGGGUCGUACUAGAAUUAAUUGUUGAUUGUGGAUUGUGGUUUUUAAACUAUUAGGUCAUAAGAAGAAUACACGCUGCAUAUAGAAACCGAGGACUUUGGGUUGUAUAGCUUGUAUUUAGAAUAGUUUAAGUUAUUGGGAUUAAAAUCUUCUCAUUGAAUCUGCAAAGGGCGGUCUAGAGGCUGAACUUUAAUCUGCAAAAAGGGAUUUUGAGAAUUGCUUUUGAACACCCAGUGGCUGGAAGCUUGACAUAGAUAAUAGAUGGUGAUAAGGAAGUGAAGAUUUUUUCAUCAAAAGGUGAUGUUAUCCCUGUUGGCCUGUAGUAAUCACGAGAAGAAUUGAAUUUUAUUGGAACUUCUGCAUUUGUCGACAAAUCAUUAUGGUUGAAACUUUGAUUAUUUGGCGGCAUUGAAGUUAGAUCAGUGUUUAAGUAGAGUUGAGCAUUCAAGCCUUGUGGGUUCACUUAGUUCCAUGCGAAUUUUUUGACAUAAUUUUGCAAUUCUUAGGAUUUGAGUGUAAAGAAAAAGAUAUUUUAUUUACUGGGUAUCAGGUAUCUUUUGUCUGGGAGGUGAAUUUGAAUGAUCAUUUUGUGAUAUUAAAGCUGGAAAUGAUUGCGAGGGCAUGGUGCAUGGACAGGGGCAUAGUUUCUGGUCUAUUCCUGUGUUGGAACAAAGGUAUAAAAACUAGGAAAAACUUUUCAGUUGGUAGAAGGAUUCUGCUUUGCUGUUUUUAAGGAUCACGUGCAAUGUCUCGCUGCUUUCCAUUCCCGCCUCCUGGAUAUGAAAAGUGUGCCAGAGUUGAAGAUACAGACUUGCUAGCAAAGCUGCAGUUUGGAUUAAUAUGUGACGACUUAAAGGCAAAAGGCUCCUUUAAUUACUGGGACAUUGUUUUGCUUGAUGUGUUUUUUGAAUAGGGAUAAGGAGAAAAAAUGUAAAAAGGAUAAGGACAAGGAAAAGCGGGAAGGUAAAGUAAAAAGGAACAAAGAGAAAGAGAUUAGUAAAGAAAAACACAGUGAUAAGAAAGAUCGGAAGGAGAAGCACAAAUACAAGAAGGACAGGGAUAAGGAUAAAGACAAGAACCGGAUCUCAGAUGCAGAGAGAGUUGAAGGGCCGCAAGAGUGCUGCAAUGGAGGGAAGAUUAGUCCGAACCGCCUGCAGAAUAAAGGGAUCAAUGAUUCUAAAUAUGUGCAAGAUUUGGCAGAGAGAAUUAGGGAUGAAGAUAAAGCAGCAGGAAGCCAAAUUGUUCAGAAUAUUACUGUUACAGAUCGAAGAAGAGCAGAACUUCCAGGAAGGAUUUUGGAGUGCAGUACUGCCAAAUUGGAAGAGAAAGAGAAAGAGAAAGGAAAGAAUAAGAAAGAAGUUGAUAAGAAAAUCAAUGGGCAAAGGAACCAUGUUGAGGCUAGAGGUUUCGGAAAUUCAAUCGUUUCAGGAUUCUCUGGUACUGAUCAAAAGAGAUUUCAAGGAAUCACUAAACCCGUGGAGAAAUAUGAUGUUGAGAAGCAGUUGGAGGAGAUAGAAAAGGAUAAGUGCAAAGAAACUGAUAAGAAGGGUGAUAAACAGAGGGAUAGGGAUCGAGAGAAGAAAAGCAGAUCAAAAGACAAAAGCAGGGAUAAAGAAAAGAUAUGGGAGGAGAGAGCGAGGGAGAUAGUUCAACCAAGUAAAGACCAGCUUAAAUUAAAAGACAGCCCAAAAGGCAAGGGCCUCCUGAAUUCUUCCAAUAUUAGACCAACAGAUGUUUCAAAGACUGGCAACAACAAACCUCCUGGUCAGGGAAGUCUUGGUAAACGUAAGGAGCUUGAGAUAAAUGGAAUUUCACAUGACUACGGAAUUUGGCCUAAUAAAUUGCCGAUACCUGUCUCAUCCUCUCACCUGGUCACCAAAAAUGGAAGAAAAAUGGAACCAUGCCAAACUUUGAUCCACUUUGUGACUGAGUUUCAAGGGGCAGAUUGUAAUCAUAAAGUGCAUUCCAAGGAACACACGAUUAAUGGUUUAAGUAAAGUUCCACAACAAAUUUUAUGCUCAACUAAGCCUUCGCCAACUAUUGAUCAAGGUAGUGAGAAUUGCAAAGCAUCUGCCAAACCACCACACCCUGAUUCCAAGUAUCUGAAUCAGAUCCUUUCUACUGUGCCCAAAGUGGAGAAUUGGUCUGAUUUUGAUGACGAUGAAUGGCUGUUUCGCAGCAAUAGUUUGCAGUCAAAGAAGGCUAAAGUGGGUUCUCCUGGGGGUGAUGUGACAUUGCAAGUGUGGGCAGAAGCUCUGCCCAUAGAGUCUGCUGGUGUAACAGGUCUGCCAUAUGUCAUCCCAUUCUAAUAGAUAACUUCUCUUCCACUUCCAUCAUUGCCGAUUUGGCUGUUACCCGGAAGUCUAAACAGACCUGUUUUGAAGGUAUAUCCCAGGCUCCUGCGGUUAUCGGUUUAUUACUGCAUUUACUUUUGAUUGCAGUACUUUAAUUUCUGUUGCAGUCAUGCUAUUGGUGUCCAAAAUGCUUGUCUUGGAAGUGAUGUGGUGCGUCUUUCAGGAUUGUGUAAGAGGAAUUUUCUUCUUUUCAGGACUGUUAAAGAGGUUUUGAAGUUGAUUGUACAUGUGAGAACGCUGUUUAGGUGUUAUUGGAAGAAUAUCCCUAAAUGAAUUUGGAGAAGGGGAUGUGUUAAUUGAGGAUUCUGAGAUGGUUAGGGGUCAUUUUUUGUUAGCUUAGAGUUUAAAGUUAGAAAUAUCGUACAAAGUGAGUAGGAUUUUGUGGUCCUUGUUGCGCACACAGUUUUGUAAAGAUGAUAAAUCUUAAAAUUUACAUUAGAGUGGGAGAAAGGAAAGAGGCAUUAUUAUUCA